CAGAUUGAAACAAGCAUCUCGGAGUUGGUACAUAUGCUUCGACGAAACCAUUUCCAGUUUUGGUUUAGAGAAGAACUCUGACGAAUCUUGUGUACACAAGAAGUGGUUUCUAUAAAAAUUCCCCUUCAAUCUCCUUCACGGCGGAGGAGGAAAGGAUGCUGGCCAGGAAUUUCUCAAAGGCGCUAGUUGGAAGAUGCAGUAGCCAUAUCCACCUAUCCGAGGUUGAAAAUUUUUUGAUCAAGGGUAAGUUCAAGGAAUUCAAACUUCGCCGCCUACAAUCCAAGGAACUACUCUUCAUCUUUAAACACGAAGAUGACUACCUUCGUUGGUUCUCACGUAUGAGAUGGAACAUCAGAGGAAGCAUCAUCACUAUAUGCAAGUGGACGCCGGAGCAUGAACCCACAGCGGACUCACCUCUCUUCCCUAUCUGGGUUGAGCUGAGGAACUUCCCCAUCCACCUCAAUGAUCACAAAACAAUCUUUUCGAUAGCUUCUGUCCUUGGAAAACCAAUCAAACUGGACUCCAAAUCUGUUAUUGGUGUUACACCUGACAUCAUUAGGGUUUGUGUGGAGAGAGACAUGUCCAUCCCCUUCCCUCCUCAUAUUCAUCUCAGGCUUGGAGCUAAAGAUCUCUGGUUACCAUGCAAAUUUGAAAAUCCUCCCCAUUAUUGCACAUUUUGCAGCAGAUUUGGCCACAACAUUCAGGCCUGCCGGAAAAAGAUGCCGGAGAACCUCCCUGGAAAUGCUCCGACCAAGGAGGUGGGCCACAUUGGAGCAGACGCUCUCAAGAAUAUACAACAUGAUUGGAAAAUGGUCUCUAGCAAACGACACAGCAAGUCUGGGAAAACAGCACUGAUGGGUCCCUCCUCAAACCAUUAUGGGGUGCUUGGGCCUUUCAGAUAUAAACCAAUACAACAACAACGUCAGGACAAAAGGAACCAGGGUAAAGGACCAGAGAGCAUCUCCGGGCUUACAAACACUCAUGUCCAAUUAGGUGAACCCUCCAAAUCCUCAAAACAUGUUGGUUGGGAAGACCUCAUGCCUACGGUGGAAGAUGUUACUGAAGAAAAUAUAUCUUGCUCCCCACUCAUUCCAAGUAAGUCCCAUUCCCGCAAGUCUAUCCUGCAACAAGCCCAGGCAGAUUUACCCUAUGACCUCUCUUUCCUCCAAGUUCACAAACCCCAUUAUUGCAUGGACAUUAUCCCUUAUAACCCCUUCCAGGAGGACUCUUAUCCACUUGGAGUUUUUCCCCAAACAGUUGAACUACCCAAGCUAGGCAGCAAAGAUGACUGUUGGAUCAAUGAUCAACUUCAAACAAAUUGGGAAACCAAAUCAAACAGCAGCUCCCUUUUGGAGGAACCUGUUCCCUACCUUUGCCACUCUGAUGGAGGGAAUGAUGAUAAACCUUUCAUCACCUCAGCCCCUAUCCCCUUUGAAUUGGAUGUUGAUUUCCCUCAGGUUACCAGCUGCCUCUUCACUCUCCAGAUGGACAACUCCCCUAUUCUUAUUUCUGGGGUCUAUGGUGCCCAUACGGUCUUGGCCAGGAAGGAUCUCUGGGAUCAACUUACUGCUAUGUGUCCCUCCAACAAACGUUGGAUUGUUGGAGGUGAUUUUAAUGCCAUUACAUCCCCCCAUGAGUCCAAAGGUACCUGCCCUCCGAACCAACCAAGUAUGGAGGACUUCAACUCCUGCAUUCUCAACUGCAAACUCAUCAAUCUUGACCCUAUUGGAAGUACUUUCACAUGGUCAGGAGUACGUUCCCAAGGCAGGACCUGGCGUAGACUUGACAAAGUCUUGAUUCACCUUGAUUUACUUGCCUUCUUUCAAGAUGUGGAGCUUCAUCACCUUGCAAAAACCAACUCUGACCAUAAACCCAUUCUCCUCCACUGCAAUGAUCAGAUUCCCAAUACUAUCAAGCCUUUCAGAUUUCUAAAUAACUGGACCCUUCAUGAGAACUUCCUCAAUACUGUGAAACUAGCUUGGGCAAAUUCCCCCACCAUUGGAGGCAUGAGAGGCCUCCUUCAUAAACUGAAAGCUGUGAAGCAAGCUUUGAAGAAAUGGAAUACUGAAACCUUUGGAAACAUUCAUUCUAGACUUAGAGAAGCUGAAGCUAGGGCCACCCAAAGCCAAAAAGCUUUUGAGGAUGUUCCAAAUGAGGCAAACAGAACUGCUGCUCAAAGGGACAAUGCUGCUCUUAUUCUAGCCACUAACAUGGAGGUGGAAUAUUGGAGGCAAAAAGCACAAAUCAGAUGGUUGGAUAAGGGGGAUUCAAAUACCAAGCUCUUCCAAGCUUUUGCUAAAGGGAAAAGAAAAAAGCUUCAAAUAUCACACAUCAUUGAUGGUAAUGGUAAGGGGCUUAAUAACAUGGAGGAGAUCAAGCAAGAGGCCAUCAAACACUUCCAAAACCAAUUUCAAGCUCCAGCACCUCACAUCCCUGAUCUGGAAAAUAUUCUAACCUUUAUCCCCUCCCUCAUCUCCUCUGAGGACAACAUGAUGCUCACUGCUAUUCCCGAUUUGGCUGAAGUUAAAGCCACUGUUUGGGACCUUGAUCCUGAUAGCACCAGUGGCCCUGAUGGCUUCAAUGGUACCUUCUUUAGGGCUUGCUGGAAUAUAAUCUAUCAGGAUGUUCUCACAGCCUCUCAAGAAUUCUUCCUCAGCCUCCCAAUUCCCAAAGGUUAUGGCAGUACCCUCAUCACCUUGAUACCUAAGAAAGAUGAUCCUAAACGGUUUGAUGAUUUUAGACUCAUCUCCCUCUCAACAUUUCUCAGCAAAAUCAAUACUAAACUCCUUGCCAACAGAAUUAAAAAGUUGCUUCCCAAACUCAUCUCACCAGAACAAGGGGCUUUCCAAAAAGGUAAAACCAUUGAUGACCAUAUCCUCCUUGCCCAAGAAGCCAUCCAUGGACUUGAUAGAAAAGUUUUUGGGGGUAACCUUAUAAUCAAAAUCGACAUGGCAAAAGCUUUUGACUGUAUGAACUGGAGCUUUCUUGAGGGCACACUUAGAGCAUUUGGUUUCACACAUGAUGCCAUCAACCUUCUUAUGGCAAAUCUGAGAAGCACUUUCAUUAGUAUCCUCAUCAAUGGAGAGCCUCAUGGUUUCUUUUCCAUGACCAGAGGAGUGAAACAAGGCGAUCCACUGUCACCACUUCUGUUCAUAGUAGGGUUUGAAGCCUUCUUCAGAUUUCUAAACCACUCAAUGGAUAACAAUACUAUCAAGCGCUUCAACAUGGGCAGUGUCAAGAUGCCAAGUCAUCUAAUCUAUGCAGAUGACUUGAUGAUCUUUACUAAAGGGGACAUCCUCAACCUCCUUAAACUUAACCAUAUUCUUAAAGUUUUUAUGCAGGCAUCAGGGCAGCAGAUUAAUUUUUCAAAGAGCAGAUUCUACACUCCAAAAUCCACCACUGCGGAUCAACAUGCCAAAAUGGAAAAAGCACUGUCCAUGAAGUGUGGAAGUCUCCCCUUCACCUACUUGGGAGCUAUCCUUCGAAGGGGUAUUCUCAAAAAAGAAGAUUGUGACUCAAUUUUGAACCACAUCUACAAACAUCUCUACUCCUGGUAUAGUAGAACCCUCAAUCAAAUGGGAAGAUUAAUCCUCAUAAAACAUGUCCUCUCAUCCAUCCCACUCCACCUCAUUGCUGUCCAUUCCCUCCCAAGAUCCAUCAUCAAAACUAUCCAUUCCCUAAUGGCAAACUUUCUUUGGGGUCAAAAAAAUGGCAAGGCGAAAUACCACUGGAGGAACUGGAACUUCAUAUGCCAAAACCAGAACGCAGGUGGUCUUGGUAUCAGGGACCUGCUUCACAUUGAAAAGGCAUAUUCCAUCAAACUGUGGUGGAAAGCUCAACAUGAUCAAAGUCUUUGGGCUAAGCUAGUUAGAGCAAAAUACAUGAAGAAUGGUUGCAUCAAAGAACGUCUCCCAGAUUCCCCAACUUGGAAACGAAUAUGUAGGAUACACUCUCUUGGCGCUCCUCACAUGCAAUGGAAUAAUGGACAAGCUAUUUGGGAUAAUGGCCAAUUCUCUCUCAAGCAAGCUUUUAGAGCCACUGGAGAAGAACUUCCUGCACUCCUCUCAACCAAAUUCAUUUGGCACAAAGCGCAAAUCCCAAAGCUUCGCUUUUUCCAAUGGAAGAUCUUCAAUAACUGCCUUCCUUUCCCUACAAACCUUAGAAGACCCAGUGUGAGACAUCAUCACAUUUCAUUCGGCAGCAGCAGCUCCGCAUCCAUCACAGCCGCCCGCUUCGUUCAGGUGAGAAGAGUUGAGAUGAGCAGGGGGAGCACCGGCGUCGUCAAGGGAGGGAAGAAGAAGGGGGUGACGUUCAUCAUCGACUGCUCCAAGCCGGUGGAAGACAAAAUCAUGGACAUUGCUUCGCUGGAGAAAUUUCUCCAGGAGCGCAUCAAAGUCGGCGGAAAGCCCGGAGCCCUCGGCGACUCCGUUACCGUCACCCGUGAGAAGACCAAGAUCACCGUCACUUCCGACUCCAAUUUCUCCAAGAGGUAUUUGAAAUACUUGACCAAGAAGUACCUAAAGAAGAACAGUGUUCGUGACUGGCUCCGUGUGAUUUCUUCGAACAAGGAUAAAAGUGUCUAUGAGUUGAGGUACUUCAACAUUGCUGAAAAUGAAACGGAAGAUGAAGAUUAAGUUUGUCAAUCAAUACUUUUUGCCAGAUGGUUUUAGUCCUUGUUUUGAACGCUCUAAGAUAUUGUAUUUGUAUUACUUGUGUUUGAACAUCUCCUAUUCUAUGAUUAAGAUAUUUAACGUUUUACUUUUUGGCGUUACCUUUUCCAUUUCACUUCCUUUGUGAACUACUCCCUUUGUCCCAAAUUAUAAUGUCUGUUCACUAUUUAUAGGGUCAAACUUUAUUUACUUUUUUUCUCUAUUUUUGUUGGUAAUUUGAUAAAAUAAAAUAUUAUUGUCACU
Messenger RNA from Cuscuta campestris, 4913 nucleotides. NCBI's taxonomy places the organism in Eukaryota, Viridiplantae, Streptophyta, Magnoliopsida, Solanales, Convolvulaceae. The record is from the annotation of a GenBank genome assembly.